Messenger RNA from Cooperia oncophora, 360 nucleotides. The record is from the annotation of a GenBank genome assembly. NCBI's taxonomy places the organism in Eukaryota, Metazoa, Nematoda, Chromadorea, Rhabditida, Trichostrongylidae.
AUGAAUCCAGUGCUGUUCGUUGCCAGCCAUAUUUUGAUAGUUGGAGUUUCAUUUUCGAUGAUCAACGUCAGCAUGAACACGGUGUUUUCUACCUUGAUUGGUCCAAGAAGUCAGGGCACGUUGCAAGGUGUUCUUCUGCUAAGCGGUAGCGUCGCAAGAAUGUGCGGUCCAAUAUUCGUAUCGAAUCUUUUCACGGAAUAUGGUCCACGACCACCAUGGGGAAUGGAGAUUGUUUUCGCUGGAGGGUGUGCGCUCUUGUGGAUAAUCUUCUACAAGCGAAUGGUUCCUCUGAAACUUCCGAAAAGUUUCAGUGCUGGCGAAAUGUUCAGGAAUAAACAUGGGAUGGUCUACAGAUUCUAG